AGUGUCAUGGUACACGUAAAACAAUAACUAUUUUCAGCCAGCUGUCUGAAUGAGUGAAAGCUGACCUAUAGCGAAGUUGAUUCUAUGUUGGAUUUAUGACUUGCAAUGUUAAUUUAUGCACUUGGCAAGGAAGAACUACCCAAUUUUUUUCAGUGGGUGCUAACUCAGGCCAGUGAUGGUAUUUUAAAUGCCGAUAUCGUUACUUAUUUCAGCACUCAAAGCAUGUGAGAAAGGAGAUUAAGUACCUCUUAUGAAGAUCUGAGACAGCCAAUAUUGAAUGUCAUUCCUUAAAAUAAAAAUGUAAGAGCAAGUUUUAAAUUUCAGUUAAAUAUUGGUGGGCCUGAACGAGAAAUUAACCUGAAAUUUAAAUACAUGAUGGGAUUGGAGGUGGGCACAAUUCAUUUUCAUUUUCCGGAAGGGUGGGGCUUACUUUUCAAAAGUUUGGGAAAUGCUGGGCUAAAUGGAUUUAAGAAGUGUCCAUUACUCUGAACACUACCUUAUUUGCAAGAGCCAGUCUCUCCUGUUAACUCCAUGAUCCUCCAGUGCCUCAUUUUGAGGGAGGGAGGAGGAGGAGAGAUGAAGUGGGGCAAUCCCCAUUGGUAGUAUAGUAACUUGGACAGUAAUGGCUGCUUGAUGACAUCCUACUUCUGAGGAAGCCCACUGACUUCCUCUUCCCUCCUAUGGAUAGUGAUGAUUGGCCAGGGUCAUGAGAAUUCGUAAGAAAGGCUUUCCCUUCUCCUAGUUCAACUUGUCCUAGUUUUGUUUCAGGACAGUUUAUUGAGAUCAUCUGGGCAAGAGUAAAGGUUGUGCCUAUCAUGUGACGCUUUCUGAAUAGAAAAUCUGAGGAAUGAAAUCACAUGUGUGGAUUGUGUCCAUCCCUAGAACAGCAGCAGAUAGUCACUAGUUCCUCACUUCAUUUUUUCCCCUGUGUUUACUUUUACUUAAUUGAAAAUGAUCCGGUAAAUGUACUGUGAAUGAACUAGCAGAGUUCUGCUAUAUACCGGUAAUCUAAUUUUAAAAAAGGAAAUCACUGUAUUUUUUAAGUGUCCAUAAUUAAUUAGCAUUUAUUUAAGGACUAACAUCUGCUGCUUUUUGUACUCUAUUCUGGAAAGUCUUACCAUGUUUUUUUCUCAAACAUACACAACUUUCUGAAAAACUUUUAUAUUCUUGGUUAAUAUCGGUAUGUGUGUAUUCUAUUUUCUUGACUGUUACUUUCACAAUGUCACGUUGUUUUAUUUUGUAUAGGGGUUUUCUUCUUACUGGCAACGGUGAUCAAUCUGAAAAAUAAACAGAUGGAAAGAUCUGGAAGCUAAGACCUUUCAGUGGAGAACACUGUCAAAAUAGGUCAAUUUUUAGACCUACUAACUUUGACAACCUUCUAAACAUCAGUAAACAUGUUUUUAAACUUCAUGUAUUCCUUUCUCCAUUUCAAUAAUUAUCUGAUUCCCUAAUUAAAUGCAUGUUUGGGAAACCUUAAUUGAAAGCACCAUGAAGAAAAUUAUGUGCUGUUUAUGUACAAAAUUUUCAGAUGACUUUACAAAGACAUUAGUACAGUAUAAGGCAUUCUUUCUACCAGCUCUGUAAAAGUUCUCACAAAGCACUACAUUUUAAUUUUAGCAGGAAUGUUUAGGGCCAGACUUGCACAGAUCUGUGCAUGAAAUUGUGUACGUACAUAUGCAUGUUACUACUGAAUGCAAAACUGAUGUAUUUGGAAGAGACAGGCUAUUUACACAACUCUGACCAAUCAGGUACCUAUUCACGUAGCUGAGCUUAUAUGUAUGCAUACAGCUAUAUGCAUAUAACUUUGAACAUCUGUCUCUUAACUAUAAGAAUGGUCAGUUAAGAUGCGCAAAUCUAAGGCUCAGAUUUUCAUUAGAUCUCCACUAACUAGGGUGAUCAGAUGUCCCAUUUUUAAAGGGACAGUGUUGUUUUUGGGGACUUUUUCUUAUAUAGGCGCCUAUUACCCCCCACCCCCUGUCCCGUUUUUUCACAGUUGCUAUCUGGUAACCCUACCACUAAUGCACCCUUAAAAUCAACAGCCAGAUUGGUCUGCAAACACCUGUAUAUCUGUACGAACGGGUAAACUGGUAGCUAACUGCGAAUUGCAUGUGCAGUUACCUGAUUUGUCUGCCCAUAUGUAGGCUUUUGCAUGUGGAAGUGAGGAACCUACAAAUCUUAUGUCUGCAUUGACAGAAACCUGCUCAAAAUUUUGACCUAAUUAUCCAGAACUUGCUGAAAUUUUUUGGCCAAGUAUGUUUUGCACAGAAUUAGUCUACAGACAAAAUCAUUGGAAAUCCAAGGCUGGUUUUUACAUCUAGAUUUGAAUUACAUUGACAGUUGAGCACCUACUUAGGCCCACGAUUUCCCAGAGAUUUUCAACAAGUGUUGAUAAAGAGUAUAAAAACCUAUUGUGACCAUUAAAGAGAACACACAAACAUGACAGCACUUGGACAUGUGGCUUUCUCUAUACGUGCAAGUGCAUCCUCAAAUAGACCUAUAGGUUGUCUACUCUGUAUUUAGUCAAUGUUUUAAUAUGUGUAAGUACGGUAAUUGAUUUUUUGAAAAGCAGUCUAUUUGUAAUGCUUUGUGUUGUAUUGUCUAAAGAUGAAAUUAUUGAAGGGUGCAUUUGAUUUUGAAAUUACUUUGGCAUUUUUUUAUUAGUGGAACAGUUGAGGGGAAAAAUCCAUGUACAACCAAUAGUAAUUCAGAAUAUAAAACAAGUAGAACAAAAAUAUAAAAUUAAGUAAACAAUAUGAAUUAGUUAAUCUGAAAUCUGUGGUACAACCUUAACUAUGAUCAUGAUUGCUACUAUGUUCUUAGAGAAAAAUGUACAUUGCACCUAGCAAAGUUAGGGGUCAAUCCAGCUAUAGUUUGCCUUUGUGACUGAUGACUAUUUCAGAGGGGUACUUCUCCCUUGAAAGCAGCUGCAUAGUCCUAGAUGACCAUUAAGUAGCCCUCAAAGGCUACCAACUUCCUAGGGACAGAGCUAUAGAAAAAUUGUAUAGGUCUAGUAAAAGCCAUCAUUUCUUCCUGCUGUUCGUGCAAAGGAUGUCAGUUACAUUUGUACUGAACACUUGACGUCACUUGAAGUAUAGCUCAACCUGCCUGAUUUCAAGAAUGUUUAAAUUUUAUCUGAUGCACUAUUUACUUAACUGUUUCCAACACAGUGGUGGCUCUUAUUAGUCAUUUGUACAUUCCAUUUAAUCAGAGUGGAUCAGAAUUUAGAUUUUUCCAGAUCAUUCGUGAUUCAGUGACCAUAUUCUUUUUCACUCUGGGUGUACUUUAAAUUAUUGUUAUUCAGUCUUUAAAUAUUUUUUAUAAAUUAUUUGUGAACAGGCACGAUGCAGUGAAGUACUGAUACUCAAGAAUAAGUUAACAAGUUUCCAGUGUUAGGCAUAGAACAAUGAAGUAGGAGGCUUAGAAAUUUUUGUUUUGCUUUCCUAUUCAGUAAAACUAGUCAGAUUAAUAUUAUACCACAAUGGCAACAUCUGCCAGGUAAAUAAAAACAAAAUAUCCUUCCUUAGGUAUUUCUGCCUCCUUUAACUAAAGCUGCAUAUAUACUGUGAAUGCCAGGAAAUUCUGGCAUAUGAUUGGAGCAAACAUUUCUGAAAUCUCGUGCGUUAUUCUGUUUUAGCAACUUCACUGUGCGGUAGUUGGAAGUGAAAAUGCCAAGCGAUAUUUUGAGGCAGUGCAAGGAUCAAAGGAACAUCAAGGCGAGCUUUUUGGGAUCCAUAACCUCUUCAAGCUUCGAACCCAGGGGUCCUGCCUUACAAAAGACAUCCUGGAGAGGGAGGGUCAAGUGGAAGCAGGAGUCAUGACAGCCACUACGUGGCUAAAGGAGGAGCCACCAUCAUGCAGGUUAGAAAUGCAUGCAGAGCCAGGUUGUGAAGAAGAUAAAGCUCCUCUCAAAUCUAGAGAACAACUGGAGAAAGAGGAAUUUGAUUUUUAUAGUGACUUUAGUGAUGAUGAACUUGUGGGAAGCUCAAAAACAAAAAAAAGCAGAUUUUGCAAUGCAAAUGACAUGCUAAUUUCACAGAAACAGCUUACCUUAAUGCAGUGUGGUUUUCCUAAACUGUUAGAGAGAGGAACUAAAGCUACUGAGGUCAUUGAUAGUAAUGGUGCAUCUGAUCAAGAAAGCACAGAUGCCUUGUCUGUGGGCCAAAGAUCAAAUGUAGAUGUCAAGUGCAUUGGUCUUCAGAAAAGUAGAAGCCAUAAUAGUAUUUUGAGACAUCGGAGAACCACUGAGUCACCAAAUAAAACUGAAAAACAAGAUAUGCGUUGUAUGAUUGUAGCCCCAGAUUGGCCUGUUUCAUCUGACUCUGAGGGAAAAAAGGACAUUGAAAAUAAAAAUGAAGAUCAGUGCAUUUCAAAGGAAAUUGGUGUAGUCAUGGAGACUGAAGGCAGCUCAGAAGAGAGUGAUGAUAUCAUCUUUCCUUCCCAAGUUCCAGCUCACCAAGAAACUGCUCCUGCUAAAAAUGUUAAAAGAUGCGAGGCUGUAUCAGAAAAAUUGGAAGGGUCAGAUACAGAAAAGACCACUAAACAUACACCUAAGGGAGACGCUUUGUCCUGUAAACAAUCUCUGUUCCGUAAUACUGGGUCAGUCUUCACCAAAACAAAGUCUUGGAAAAAUGCCCAAAAAAUCACAACAUAUGUGAAAGGCACUAGUGACAUAAGUGAUGAGUCUGAUGAUCUUGAAAUACCCAUAUGGUCCAAAUCAAGAAACCAGAAAGCCUUCACUGCUCUUAGGUUGAGACAAAAAUGUGACCGAAAUAAGGAGUUCUGUAACUCUUACAAAACUGUGCUGCAGGCGAACAAGCCAAACAAUGGAGAAAAGGAAACGGAUUCACAGAAUAUAGGUGAAUUUUCAUCCUCUGAAGAUGAUUCACCAGUCAAGAAAAUUCACUUAAGUAAGCAAAGCCAUAAGCACAAAAAACAGAGACGCAGAAUUCAGUUUGACCCCAAAUCAGCCUGCCGUGUUAGAGGUGCCUCGGUUACAGUGUCGACACCUAGUCACUCUCGUGUGCAUAAGACCUCUAGAAGUAAGAGAGCAUGUGUCAAUCAAGAAGAAAAUGUGGGAUCACUGGACAAUUUUUUAGAUGGUGUUCAAGAAGUGGCUUAUAUUCAUUCAAACCAGAAUGUGGUUGGAUCAAGCAAGGCUGAGAAUCAGAUGAGUAACUGGGCAGUGCGAGAUGUGUUUGAGUUGAAGCAGUUUUCCCAGCUCCCUGCUAAUAUAGCAGUCUACUGUGCCAAGAGAGAGAAGGAAACCCAAGAAGCCAUAUCAGCAAAAAAGAACAUUAAGAGAGAACAGCAAAUAAGUGACAACAGUAAGCAGUCUCACCUUUGUAUUGAACAUCCUGCAAUUCAGAAGAAAAAAAAGGUACACAGAGUAGGUGCAACCACCUUCUUGAUUGGAGAGACCCCCAAAAGCAUUCGCAGGAAACAGUUUGAAGAAAUGGUAUCCCACUUCAACAUGGCUUCAGUUGAAGAACUUGCAGAAUAUAUUGCAAAAGCCACAUCAGAAGCACGACAGAAAAUGUUGAGAGAUUUUUAUGCUGGAAAGUAUCCAGAAUUAGAGGACCUAUUUCCAGUCAAAGUUCCAGUACAUGUUUCAGAUGGGUAUGAGGAAGAAGAGGUGUUUACAAGUCGUAGAAAGAGAAGGGCCAUGGUAAAAUGUCGACAAUCAAGGUCUGGUCCUUCAGCUAAAGAUUCUCCCUUCAUGACUGCAGAAAUAUGUAGCCAAAAAAGACACAAAGGAGAAGCAAAACAGUUUCACAAUGAUAUCUGCAUACAAGAUGCUGUGUGUCUUAGUUCAAAAGAUAAACAAUUGUCCACUGUCAAUACCCAAAAUAGCAUCAGUGGGAGAAACAGUCAACCAUUCAAAGAUUUUAUGGCAACUGACUCAGUAAGCAGUAAAUCAGAAAUAAUUGAAGUGUGCUCUGUAAAUAUCACUAAAGGACAGCAGGACUCAAAGGGGACGGAAUCUCCAAGAAAAAGAUCCCUGUCUCAGUCAGAAAACAGAGAGAGAGAAACUCAGACUUACAAGAAAAACUCUUUUGUAGACUUACUAGGAGACACCUCUGUUCUCAAUGACCUCUUCAAAAGUAAUGGAAACAGGCCUACAGAGCUGCCAAGAAGAUCUCUUUCAGGGCCUGCCGAAAAAGCAAAAGAACGACCAAAAGACUUCUGGGAUGUGCUGAAUGAGCAGAAUGAUGAGAGUCUCAGAAAGCUCACAGACAUGGCAGUCAUAGAGGAGUUGUGUGAAAGAGCACCUCCUGUUGCUUUGACAAAAAAGAAAGAAGUUCAUGAAAGUUCUCUUUGGAAACAAAAUGAUAAUUUUUUAUGGAAAAAAUAUAAUCUAAGUGAUUCAGAUGAGUCUACAUCUGGUGCACACACCUUUUGAUGUCUAGAUAUGAAAGACUGAUCUUAACGCUCAGGCAAUAAAUUCAUCAGUCACACAAAUACAGCUUAGGAAAAUUUACUGGUGUUAGUAGUAUACAUUAUGGGACAGCAUUCCAUUAUAUCUUAUUGUGACCAUUGGCCUUGGGGCAUACUGUAAGAUAUUCUAACCUAUGUUUCUCUGCAAUAAGCAAGGCGGAAAUAGUGAUGAUGUAAAUGUAGGAUCUUAGUGUAAUUUAAACCUGGCCUUGUUUGUAAUCAUAAGGGGGCCCAUAUUUGUUGUGAUCAUAGAGGCAUAAAACCAAACAAGAUAUGUUACUUCAGUAGUUCAACACUGCAGGGCAUGACUUGUGGUUUACUAAUCCAUGUCUUUAAGUCAAAUGCUGUCUUCACAGCUACUGCAAUCCAUGAGUGUAGGUACACAUUAGCUCUGUCACAUCCUACUGUGAUUUAACUCAUGCUAAUUUUAAAUUACACUUUUUUUAGUCACUUGAGUUGUUCUCUUUCGGAUUCUGAUGUGCCUAAAGUUAAAUGUAGCUCUGGGUAUCUUUCCCUCUUGUUGAAAUAUGGGAGGCUCAGGCUGUCACUCCACUCAACCGCUGCAUGGGUGGAUCCCAGCAAUCUCAAAUAAGACUGCUAUUAAAAAAGGUCGUUUUUUAAUCAGAUAAUAUGUAUCUUUCUAAUCAGAGCGUCGCAUAUAGAUUUUAAAUUAUAAUUAGAGAAUUUUUGAGGACUGAAUAACUCAGAUAAUGGAAUUUGGAGCCUUUCACUCCUGCAUGUCAUUUAUUGAAACUAGUCACUCACCUGUGCAAAAUAAGUUGGAGGCCUCGCUUAUGAUUCCUUGUAUUUUUCUGGUGGGCAAGUACCCAUAUCACAAAAACCUUCUUCAUCGCCACAGUUUCCAAGUAGUUAAGAUAUUCAGCUAAUACUACAGGCAGGGAUGCGCUUUUUUUUUUUUUUUUUUUCCACUCAGGUUUUUUUCAGCCAAUUUCAUAAUGAAGUUCAAGACAAAUCCAGUUAUUUUCAAUAUCCCAGGUUUAGUGUUGUCUCUUAGUUUAUUCUAACAUUUGAGUGUCUAAUAUGAAAAUAAAUUGAUGGGAAAAUAACUUAGAUCAAAUAUUGGUAUUUUAUAAUGCGGGGGGGAGAUAGUUCUUUCCAUCCAAAAAAUAAUUUGGUUUACAUUUUUGUAAGAAUUGUGCUCUGAAAAGAAUAAAAUGUUUUAUAUACAAUA
Messenger RNA from Malaclemys terrapin pileata, 7627 nucleotides. RefSeq names its product DNA excision repair protein ERCC-6-like 2. The coding region runs from base 3815 to 6400 and encodes 861 amino acids. NCBI's taxonomy places the organism in Eukaryota, Metazoa, Chordata, Testudines, Emydidae. The record is from RefSeq and is a predicted model, not a curated record. The transcript is spliced from 6 exons.